Emiliania huxleyi CCMP1516 is the source of this 855-nucleotide messenger RNA. RefSeq lists its product as hypothetical. The coding region runs from base 1 to 855 and encodes 284 amino acids. Lineage: Eukaryota; Haptophyta; Isochrysidales; Noelaerhabdaceae. Gene Ontology annotation, molecular function: protein binding. The record is from RefSeq and is a predicted model, not a curated record. The transcript is spliced from 4 exons.
AUGGCCAAGCGACGGCUGAACCCGGACGAGAUUCGAGCAGCCGUGGAGGCGGGACCGCCCCCCCACUCAGUCAACUACGAGACCGACAAAAAAUGGCAUGCCGAGCAGAAUCGCUGGCUUGCCAAAUGGACCGAACGCCGGCUCCCCCCCGACAGCGGCGACAGCGGGAGCAGCCGGCGGGACCAGUGGCGCGAUCGAAAGCAGCAGCAUGCACGGCUGCUGCGGGCGGUGGAGAAGGAGCCAUCUGCCUCCCUGAAGCGCCAGCGCAAGGCCGCAGCGACACCUGCCGUGACACAUAGCGGCCGUGCCCAGCGGGCGCUCGCUAGGGCGCUCGCGCAGGGCGGGCACGGUGAUGGGAGAAGGCGCCGCGGCACGGCGGAUCCGGCGGCCUCCAUCCCUGCCUCGCUCGGGAGCUGCGUCGCGGUCUCGCUGCAGGAGCUGUGGUUGUCCGACAACCAGCUCACCGGCUCCAUCCCGGACUCGCUCGGGAGCUGCGUCUCGCUGCAGGAGCUGUGGCUGGGCUUGGAGAACAACCAGCUCACCGGCUCCAUCCCGGACUCGCUCGGGAGCUGCGUCUCGCUGCAGGACCUGCGCUUGGAGAACAACCAGCUCACCGGCUCCAUCCCGGACUCGCUCGGGAGCUGCGUCUCGCUGCAGGAGCUGGGCUUGAACGACAACCAGCUCACCGGCUCCAUCCCGGACUCGCUCGGGAGCUGCGUCUCGCUGCAGGAGCUGGGCUUCAACGACAACCAGCUCACCGGCUCCAUCCCUGCCUCGCUCGGGAGCUGUGUUUCGGCCAGAGUCACCGCGAAAGUCACCGGUAUCAACCUGCACGCCUUGCAUAAUGCUACUUAG